AUGGAUAAUGAUAAGGAAAAACGCAACGUUGAAGAGUUUCUUUUUAAAUGGGACGGUUCUAACAGCAAUUCCCUCAAUUUCGAGCCAUUUCCUACAUUAAAUGAAAGAGAUAUUAAACGUAGACUUAUUGACCCCAGGGAAGGAUCCAAUUUACCGGAAAAUACUCCCAAAUCCUCCAAUAAAUCGCAGCUGGAUGCACUAAAACUCAUCUUUCGCGACUCAGCGACAAAACCUCUCUCUGGUAACACGGAAAAAUACAUAAGAGGUGGUACAAAGGGUUCAGAAUUAGUAGAAGACAUUAAGGCUUUCCAGUUUGAAACCUGUAAAGAAUGGCUAUGCUCUGACAAAAAACCACCCGUACUAACGAGUUCUGAUACUCUAAAUAGACUCUCUUUUAUGAUAUUGAAUCCAGAAUUCUUGAUAAAAAAUGGAGCACUUAACUAUAACGCACGUUGGAAUAGAUCUGAGUAUGAACUUUACAAUGCCGCGUAUCUUGCAAAGCUUGGCUAUAUCAGCAAUAGUCCUAUCAUUGAAAUAACACGCCAACCUGUAUAUGUGCGUAAUAGGUUACUUCUUUCAAAGGAAACUAACAAAUGCAAUUGUCCCAUUGGUGUGUUUCCUUCACAAACUCCAACUUUGGCACAAAGAACUCUACAGACUCAGAACUAUUCUCCUGCAACCUCAGGAGCGGAACAACAGGCGAAUAAAACUACUUUAGGACACGGAUUUUUAACCAGAGUCUCAGGAAAUACGAAUACUACACAUCAAUCAAAUACCGUUGUUCCAUGGGAAAAAACUUUGCAUGGGUCCAAUAAUUUUGGGUUGAGCGUUAAUAACCAAGCGGAAAGUGUAAAAUUGGGGGCACCGCUUUCUAAUACUGUUACUAAUCCAAUAGCAAAUUUGAAUCAAAUACCCAAUAGUGAUGUUCUUUGCCCACUUCAUAAUGGCAAACAACUUCCCGAUGCUAUUAUAGGUACAAAUUGUAUAACAAAUAUACUUGAAGAUCUCUCCCUUGUUUAUAAAUAUGAAGAGGUGACAAUUUCUAACAAGGUUUAUCACGUGUUGUCGUUUCACAAAUUAUCUUGCGAUUCGACCAAAGUUUGGCAAUAUAAACUUCCUUCAAAACUAUGUGCUAUAAAAAGUGUCUAUGUAAAAGAUUUUGAGCUAGAAAGGGGUACAGGGAACUUCAAUUUUGCUUAUAACUCUACGAUGGACACGAGAAAUCUAUGGGCAAACUAUUUGUGUACAACAUACACAGGAAAUGCUUUGUUCAUAGUUACUAGGACAGAGAUAUUAUUAUGCGUAGUUAAGUUAUCAAAGAACAACGAAGUAAAUGCGAAUACGUUAACUUUGGGUGUUAUCUUGAGAGAUAAGAAUCCUGGUUAUCAAAUUAAGGAUGUAGUAUGCCAUAAGAAAACCGGAAGAAUUUUUUUGCUGUCUUCUGGUAGUUUAUUAUAUGAGUAUCAGUAUCAACUUGGAUUUGCUCCUAAAAGUUUUACGGACCAUCCAGUUUUUGUAUUUUUGGCUAAGGUGAAGAAUGAGGCCAUAAAAUUCAUAUCAAAGCUUGUAAAGCCAGAAAAUGUACAUAGAUUAUAUGGUACUGUAUCUACUGGUUAUAUUGACCCAGAAGGAUACGAUAUCGGAGACAACGAGGAUGAUGCUGCUAAAGCAUGGUGGAACGGAAGGGGCAACUGUUUGGGUGACCUAAACAAACCAGCACCAAAAAAACCCUGUUCUUAUUGGCCUCCUAUAAUAUGGAAAGAACUUUAUGUGGCAUUGCAUGACUCUACAUUUUCUGAAACACGUAAAAGUGAUGCCUGUGAUUGUACCGAAUAUGGCUCAUGUGCUUCUUCGGAUAUACAGAGACAUUUAAAACUUCUUAACCCAUGGAACAAAUCUAUGUUUGACCUUUUUAGCGUAGGUGAAUCAAUAAUAACAGUGGACGAAAAGCGCUGGCUAGUGUCCUUACUUAAUCUUGAUAGUGGUGAUUUGUCUGUCUACAAGAUUCCAUCGGCAUGUUCUUUGCAACAAUAUCUGACAUCUGUUGAGACUUAUGAUCGCAUUUUCCCAUAUGAUCUUACCUUGUACAAUUUGAAGAGUAGCCAAAUGACCUUAAUCUUGGGUAGACUAGGAUUUUCACGUUACGGUGGUUCACCAUCUCUUAAAUACACCAAGGUAUUUCCUGCACCAAUAGGGUUUAUAGAAGGAGUUGAUAUAGUAUUGGUUGAUACAAACGGAACAAGAGUGUUUGUAGGGUUUUCUGCAGGAGAUAACAAGAUAACAUUGUCCGUUAAGGGUUUUAGAAUGGCACACAAUUUGAAUGCACAACCUACGGGACAGCGACCUAUGGGUUAUGUAUUAUCUAAUUUUUCAAUGCCAAUUUUUAGAUCAAAAAAUCCCCUUGUAAAUGUAUUCAUAGUGGAUGAUUUGUUUGUGACGGCACACACGCACUUAAAGUCUGAAACAUCCACAAUUCUUAGGAUAACAGUAACAAGUAAUGACUCUACAAGUUUUUUUCAACCAUAUUUGACCCAUUCUUUAUCAGUAUCUGAAGAAUUAUGGUCUCAUAAUCAAACAACAAAUGUCAGUGUUAGGAAUGGUGAUGAGGACAUUAUGCCAACAGAAUGGUUUGAUACUUUCUAUAUACGCUUGGCUCCAGGAGAAAAUCUUGUUAGUAUGAUUCUUUUGAAUCCUAAAUCUACUGAUGAAAAUAAAACUUUGCUUCUAAUCACAACCAACAAAGUCUAUUCAUUUUCAAGAGCAUCGUUGUUAAAAUAUGUUGAAACACUUGUAAAAUAUCCAUUAACCACAACAAAACUACUGGACUUACCAACUAUAACAAAAGAAUAUAACUUGCUUAAUUCCAGAACUUGUGAUAAGAAUCAUUAUGAUGCUCUGGUCCCAUUUAUUGAUUUGUUUAGAGGGAAAGAUUCCAUCGAAUUGUGUAGCGAGACUAUCAAAAGAGGGAGUGUUGGCCAGUGCCUCUAUUACUUAUCUUGGAUGUAUACUUCUGAAAAUAUAUUCAAGACCUGUUGGGAAUACCUUUCGAAAGUUCUUUUCAAAAAUUGUGAUAUUACAGAUUCUAUCGAUUCUGAAAAAAACAUGAUUAAGGAGCUUAUGAUUAACUCAGAUACUGAAAGUUCACUAGUAUUAACAUCACUUGGUAUAUCACCUAAGAUAUUCGAUUGGAUAGGACCGGGAUGCUAUGCUAUAAAUGAGGGUGUUUUAGAAAAACCCGUUGUAAGUCCGUGGUGUAAGUUCAUUAGUUUUGGUAGUGUAAAUCGCAUAAAAUGCAAUCGGGCAACUGCAAAUCUAAAUUCACAAGCUAUAGAUGGGUUAUUGUCUCUAAUAUCUAAAAUUCUUGAGCCAUUCUGGGUACAACGUUCAUUUAUCUCGGUACCAUUAUUUACAACGCUUACAACUAUAAACAAUGGCACGAUACCAGUUGAUCUAGGGAAUCAGCUUGGGAAUAGGAAUGAAUUUGUUGUCGGGUGUAAGGUUCAUACUGACCUGGUCUUGAAGCUAAGUAAGCCACUUGAUGAUAUCAAAAGUACACUCGAGGAAUUACGUGUCUUGUAUCUGCUCGUAGGUCACUUGAUGAGGGCUUAUGACAAAGUUGACAUUGAAAAAGUAGUUGAGAAAAUAACGAGACUCCCUUUGAACGUGCAAAAGGAGAUUAUUAAAGAUUCCAACCCCUCAAAAUCUCUAUUAGAAUCUGCUAAUGGUCUUAGCGAGGGUAUAUCAAGGUGGGCACAUGAUAGAUUUAAAGUUGAUACCAAAAUUCUCAAUGAAAUAGCUACAAUCUUGGAAAUUUCGCAAGAAUAUAUCGCAUGUUGUGAACUUAUAAACGAGAAGUGUAAAUUCGGAAACAUUGAGUAUGAUUUUGACAAGCUCUUGAAAAAUAUGAAUAUGCUUCCUUCAAAGUCUCCGUAUCACAAUUUUACUAGCCACGAUUUGUCAUUUUUAUUUACAAAGGCUAAUAAUACAGAUGAAAUAGUAUCGCCGUUUUCUCUAUUAUUUUCAUCUGAGGAACAUAAAAAUACCCUUGAAAUGUCACACAAUAUCUUUAGCGUAAUAUCACAUUCAAAUAUGCUGAAUUUGUAA
Molecule: messenger RNA, 4104 nt
Organism: Theileria equi strain WA
Lineage: Eukaryota; Apicomplexa; Aconoidasida; Piroplasmida; Theileriidae
Exons: 1
Coding region: 1-4104 (1367 amino acids)
Source: RefSeq, a predicted model, not a curated record